CGACUUCUUGGCUUCCCUCUCCUCCGCCUCCUCCCCCCCAGCCCCUCACCCCUGCAGGAAGCCCCCAGACCAAAGGAUGAGCAGCCUGAAGACAGAGACCAGUGUAACCCAGCCUUGCAACCCCGCCCUCACACCCACAGGAGGAGGAGGAGGAGGAGGGGGAGGUGGAGGAGGGGUGAUGGGUGUAGGCUGUGGCGCGGGGGAGGAGGGGGCUGUGGAGGACGGAUCGCUUGCCCAUGAUUCGCUGGCGUCGCUGCAGAUGCUGUGUCGGCGAAGGGCACCACCACUUUACCCUGACGGAAAACAGCAGCAGGGCACGGCGCUUCCACAGGCAGCGCGUCGGGAAGACAUUUCCUACAGGAGCUACAGAGCGGCCCUGCACGAGGCCCUGACUGACCAGAGGUCUGGUUCCUUUGAUGUGGGCGCGAGAGUCAAGGACGAGCCUUGGGAGAGCCACGAAUUCAACGGAGAAAGUUGCAGCUGGAGAUCAUCAUCAACAACAACAGCAACAGCAACAACAGACACGGAUGGAGGCAGUGGUGGGGGCGGCGGGGGCGGCGGAGGAGGAGGCGGAGGAGGCGGAGGCGGAGGAGGAAAUAAUAUCCCAUCUCCACACCACGAAACAGGAGGUGGGGCAGGAGGAGCAGGGGGACUAGCCCAACAAGGAGGAGGUGGAGGUAGUGGAGGCGGUGGAGGAGGUGGAGGAGGGGCGCCCUACCGUCGGGGGUCCCUGCAGCUGUGGCAGUUCCUGGUGGCACUACUGCAUGACCCUGCCAACGCCUCCUGCAUCGCCUGGACCGGCAGGGGCAUGGAAUUCAAGCUGAUCGAGCCCGAGGAGGUGGCGCGUCGCUGGGGGCUGCAGAAAAACCGUCCCGCCAUGAACUACGACAAGCUGAGCCGCUCACUGCGAUACUACUAUGAGAAGGGCAUCAUGCAGAAGGUGGCAGGCGAGCGCUACGUGUACAAGUUCGUCUGUGAUCCCGAGGCGCUGCUGACCCUGGGCUUCGGCGGAGGAGACGGGGGCCGUGGAGGGCGGGGGCAGGAAGUGGGGGGCGCAGCGGGGGGAGCGGGGGGCCAUUACGACAGGAGGGGCGGCCUAAAGGUGUUCCCCCACCACUACUAUCCGAGGGCGGCGGCGGCGGCCUCCUACGCAGCCGCCGCUGCCUGGUCAACGGGGUCGCCUGGGGCGGCCGCCGCUGCCCAGCACCUAUUGGCGCCGCACGUCACCUGGUCGUCGCCGCCUGCCGCCCAGUACGAUUUGGCCUCUUACUCCCAGUUCGCUAAGUUCGGUUACGACUACCUGCCUGAUCAUGUUACCUCCUCCCUCGCCAUGCAGAAGGAUGACCUCAAGAACAUGAAUGCUAACCUAGGCAUGGAGCGAGGGAUGGACGCUGGCUACUGUGACUACUCGCUCGCACACGUCGAGAAACCCAAGUUCGAUCCUCUUGUCCAGUCUGUCCGCACCGCGCCGACUAUGGUUGGGGCACACCAUCACCACCAUCACCAUCACCACCCUGGCGCCGCAGGGGUGGGUGUCGGGGUGGGGGUUGUGACACACGACUCCACGACAGGGCUCCCCACCCCCACAGGAGAGAUCGUCACCCCGCACGACCCCAUGACUCAGUUACAAGCGUGUGCUCGGUCUCACCACCUCCAUGCUUGUGUUAGAUAAGUUAGAGGUGUUAGUAUUGCAUCUGUGUGUGUGUGUGUGUGUGUGUGUGUGUGUGUGUGUGUGUGUGUUUUCUGUACUUUUUUUUCUCGUGGUCGUCGUCGUCGUCGUCAUCGUGCGCGUUGUUGUUGUUGUGGUUGUGGUGGCGGUGGUUGUGGUGGUGGUGGUUGUGGUUGUGGUGGCGGUGGUUGUGGUUGUGGUGGCGGCGGUUGUGGUUGUCUUGUUGGUUCAGGCCGCGUUGAUGGUUCUCCGCCUCGCCGCUUCAAUCCGUUUCGUUUUCAAGUAUUUAUGUUUUUUUCGUUUGACUUGUUUUUUCCCUAUUUUUUUAUCGCUUCGUUUUUUCAAUAUCCUGUCUUUAUUUUUAC
Molecule: messenger RNA, 2034 nt
Organism: Eriocheir sinensis (Chinese mitten crab)
Lineage: Eukaryota; Metazoa; Arthropoda; Malacostraca; Decapoda; Varunidae
Product: zinc finger protein 503-like
Exons: 9
Coding region: 77-1672 (531 amino acids)
Biological process (GO): cell differentiation; regulation of transcription by RNA polymerase II
Cellular component (GO): nucleus
Molecular function (GO): sequence-specific DNA binding; DNA-binding transcription factor activity, RNA polymerase II-specific
Source: RefSeq, a predicted model, not a curated record